Molecule: messenger RNA, 5161 nt
Organism: Schistocerca serialis cubense
Lineage: Eukaryota; Metazoa; Arthropoda; Insecta; Orthoptera; Acrididae
Gene: su(sable)
Exons: 14
Coding region: 216-4340 (1374 amino acids)
Biological process (GO): negative regulation of DNA-templated transcription
Cellular component (GO): nucleus
Molecular function (GO): RNA binding; metal ion binding
Source: RefSeq, a predicted model, not a curated record
ACAGUUAAAUACGUUGCUUGGGUUUCUCCGCUUACACGAAAAAGAAGGCUGAGAAAGGAAGAUGGCCACGAUAAUAAGCGUAGUCUUUAUUUUCACAGCUAACAUUUCUUCCUUUAAUUAUUAAGUGAUGUAAAUUCACGAUCAGUGAUAUAUAUUUUUACUUACGCAUCUAAAUAACAAAUCAGACUCCCUACAAAAAAACUUUGUGUUGCAAAAUGGCUCACGAAAGUGCAUUAACCCAGGCAUCAAAUAUAAAGGAUGAAGAAGAAAGUAUGACUGAGGCUGAUCUAGAAGAGGGUGAGAUUGAAGAUGGAGAAUUACCAGAAGAAGGUGAGGUGCAAACUCCUGAUGAAACUCCACCAGUGCCAAAGGCUGAACAGGUACCAGUGCAAGUUCCAGUUGUUCCACCUCCAGUAAAGAAGGAACGCCGUGUACCUAUGAUUCCCCGCCCUCCCCGCCGCCAUGCACCACAGCACCACCGAAGACAAAUGGGUCCUCGGAUUUACCAUGAACCACGGCUGAUGAAUGAUGACAGUGAAACAGAAGAGGAUGACUGGGCAAGCAAUGUUGAGAAAGCAUUGAAGGCAGCUUUAGCAGGUACUGAGGCAGCAACUGGACCUGCCAGCUCCGCUAGUCCAAAUGCUACAACUGUGUCUAAAAAUGAAACCACUACUGAUAAUGAAGAGAAGGAUGAAAAUAGAACAUCCUCAGAUGAUGAAAGGCGACUAAAGAAAAAGAAACGCAAGAAGAAACACAGAGAGGAGAAUGAAGAUGAAGAUGAUAAGAGAGAUUCUAAGAAACGGAGGAAAUCACAUCAUAAAGAUGUUUGGGAAGACAAGGACGAACAAGGAGAUGAAGAUGAGAUGUUAUUUGUCCGAGGAGCAUCUCCUAACACCCGAAGUAAUUUCCACCCUGAAGGAUCUCCUUCCAGAAAUUUUGGGGAGAACUCUUUCUUUGGUGAUCAAGGUGCAUUUGAUGAGGCAUAUGAUUCCUACCAUGAAGAGGGAUCUGACUAUGAAGCACGAGAUGAGUUCCCUGUUCGGAGGGGAGCACGAGGUAGUGAUGAAGACAGUUUGCGCCGAAACAUUGGCCGAGGAGCAAAACGAAGAAUGCGAGGUGGGAGUGGUUCGAUGGGACGUGGUGGGGGAGACAUUGGUAGCCAACGUGGAGGACAUCACAUGAACAAGAGAAUGCCACUAAGUCGGAAGGAUGUGACAAGUGGAAAGAACAUUGGCAAGAUGCGUGGAGGUAUGAGACGAAUAGGAGGACGUGACAAUCGCUCUGAUGUUUGUAUGUUCUUCAUGCAAGGGAAAUGUCACAAGGGUGAAGAUUGUCCAUAUUCUCAUGAUGCCAUGCCCGCCCGAAAAAAUGAACUGUGCAAAUUUUAUUUGAUGGAUUGUUGCGCAAAGAAAGACAAAUGCUUGUACCUACAUGAGUCUUUCCCAUGUAAAUUUUUUCAUACUGGGCUCAAAUGCUAUUCAGGUGCUCGAUGCAAAUUCAGCCAUGGCCCUUUGUCUGAACAAAUGAGAACUGUCCUAAUGAAGCAUCUGGAGACUGCACCAAAAGACUUGCUGGGUGAUUACCCACGUGUGGGUCGUGACAGUAAUUCUUCUGGAUCGUACCACAAAAGAAGAGAUAAUGAACGAGGCGAUCGUCCAGACAGAAAUGACAGGGAAAGGGAUAGGGAGAGGGAAAGAGAUAGAAGCGAGAGGGUGGAAAGAGGGGAGAGGUCUGAUAGGAAUGACAGGAGUUCUGUGCAUCGAUCUGGGAAUGGGAGUGCGAAGAGAGGUUCCAGAUCCAUCCCAUCACUUUUUGACAUAGAGGUUCCAAUCCAUGUGCAGCGGUUAGCUGAACAAAAGGAUGUUGACGGAGAAAAUUCCCCAGCACGUCGAUCUACACCCAUGCCAGAAUCUGAAAAUGAAGAUGGAACAGACUCACCUACUUCAUCUUCAAAACUGGAGUCAAGGCCUUCUAGAAGCAAGGAAAAUAGAUGGGUUUCUGAUAACUCAAUGCCAUCAGGGCAUAGCAAAGAAUUUAAUGCCGAGAAAACACCAGAGAGAAAGAAUGACUCUGAUGUGCAACAUGAUGUACAAAGGCCGACUUUCCGUUUCUAUCAAGAUACUUUAAGUUCUGAUGAAGGAGAACAUCGAAAGGGAGAUGAUAAGCAUAGGAAGAGAGAACACAAGAGUAAAAGAGAAAGUCAUCAUAAACGCCCAAAGCUUUCUCCUGACUCUGCAUCACUGGACGAGUCUGUAAAAAGUAAAAGUUUCAGCAUGACUACAACAGAUGAAAAAUCUUCAAAUUCUGAAGAAAUAAGUAUUGUUAAAUCAGAGCCGCAAGAUGAGAAACCACAGAAGAUUGACUCAGCACAUGAUGCACGAGAUUCUCAGGCAGAGACUGGUGAAAGUGGCACUGAAAGCAACGAUGGAGCCAAUAUUCCUCUCCACCUUCCCAAGAAACAGCGAGAACUGUUUUUGAGAAUACAGCAGCAACAGAGAGAAGCAGACAGCAGUCAGGAGCGUAGUGGGGACAAUGAGGAUGAUGAUGACAAUUGUGCAGAUGAAAACUGGUACUCGAGUGAUGAAGAGGAUGUACCUUUGACUGACUUACUGAAAAAGCUGUCCAAUCAGGAGCCGCAGCUGCCUAAACAACAAAUACUACAAGAUGAAGAAGAACGAAAAGAAAUGACCCCACCAAAGUCUGUAGAUCAGACUUCAGCACCAGUUGUCCCAACUGUGACAGGAUUAACAUUGAAAGACUUGUCACAGAUAAAUAUUUCAGAAUCAGUUACAAAACUUUUGUCAACAAUACGGAACCAAGGUGUUGUGCCAGUUGCAACCAGCAUAGCUGUACAGACAUCAACAGUUGCUAUGGUGACUCAGACACCUGAGAGAACAACCAUUUCGACACCAAUACAGUCACCUCAGCAACAGGGCAGUCCUGUGAUACGAGACCCUCGCGUUUCCCGGGAUCCUCGCAGUAGAGCAGCAGUGGCAGCAGUAGCAGCAGCUGCCGUACCUGUGUCUUCAACUAGUGGUAUUUCAGCCGUUACUGCAGCAGCAUCAGUGGGGCCUGGGCCUCCAGGUCUUUUGUCCCCAAGUACAAGUUCUUCUGCUCCAUCUGAGGCACCUGCUCCUCCCACCCGUCGACCUGACCCACGAACGGCUCGUGCAGAUCCUCGCAAGGCUGCAGCAGCGGCAGCUGCCGCAGCUGCUUCUGCAUCCACAUCAUCUGUUGGAGCUAGUCCAGGUGGAGAUGACAGCCACAGCAAAAGCAUUUUGUCUGGUCCACCACCUCGGCGGACGAGCUUUACGAGUAUCUACAGCAAUGCAAUAACUUCGCCAGGCGACGUGGAUCUCCGUAACCUACCUCGCAUGACUGCUGCAGCUACAACAGCAUCCUCAUCUACAACAGGAGAUGUGGACCUGAGGCAUGUCGGAGAUACUGAUUUUAGGCAUAUCACAGGAUUUGGUGGGUCCAGUGACACUGACCUGCGGCCACGAAUUUCAGCUGAUCCUUCAGCUGCUCUUAGCGGAGAUGUCGAUCUUCGCCGUGUCCUCGAGUUGCCUUUUAAACCAGUACCAAUGCAUACACCAGCUACUGAAAUUGAUGCUUCUCUCACUUCACAUCCUCCAAUUCCAUACAAGGUUGUAGAAAUCACCAUUCCAAGGCCUGAUUACACGAGGCUGAAGCUGAGUACAUCUGAUCCACAGGCAGAGAAUGAUCCACGAUUACGCAAAAUAUUCAAGUUACCUGAUCCCCCUGUGACUACCUCUUCAAAGACUUCCACAAGCUGUCCAACAACAACUACUACUACUACAGCUACAACAACCACCCCUAGGACAGAUCCUAGACGCUUGGCAACUCCAACUUCAGCUUCUUCAAAUGCAGCAAGUGUCAAAUCAACAGUCCCGCACACUGCAGUUACUGUCUCAAGUUCUACAGUUGUAUCUGCCCCUGAACCAAAUACUCUUGGUGUAUCACAGUCACCUUUUGGAAAUAUGGGUGAUCUAGGUGUGGGACCUGUUGGCAUGGUAAUGCCUGGUGUUGGAACAAUGGCCAAUGUGGAUCCUCGGCUACCAAGGACACCUGCAGUGAAUACGGGUCGUCAAGGCUUGCUAGGUGUAGCGCCCCCAGGUUUCCCUGUUGCACCCAAUCCAGCCUUAGCUGUAGGUAUGCGGAUGCCAUUUUUUCCUGUGGAAGAUGGUGAUGGAGGCCACUGGAAUCCAAUGCAACCACAUCAGCAGAGACCUAUAUGGAGAGGAAUGCGCAGAAAUGUCCCAGGUGCAUUUGGUGAGCAGGAUAUGGUUGGUGGACAGACUUUUACUCCAUCACUAUAGUGUUAAUUUAACAAUCCCCAUCACAAUAAUUGGCAGUUCAUUCAAUCAGUACUUUGAGUAUACUAGUGUUACUAGUAUGUUAUUUAUUGACUGUAUUUGAAGUGAGUGUUCUCAUGGCUACACUUCAACAGUGCAGGUGUUUUGUGUGACAUGCCCGAGUUGUGGUAUCAUGUAACCUUGAUAUCAAUACAUUCACAAUAAAUUGAAAAAAAAUAGGUGGUGCUCAUAACUACAUUUUUCAUCAGUCUUUACAUGUAAUAUAUGACUCCUCUUUAUAUUUUGUGCAUUGAUUAUGCUGGCUGAAGAAAGCCUUGAUCUCAUUUAGUGAACAAUUUUAUAAGUGGCAGCCUGGAUUUUUUUUAAGGACUUGAAUAGCUGAGACAGCAAUAUGGACAAGUGGAAAAAUGGAAAGUGGUGUAAUUAAUUUUGUACAGAUAUAAAUGUAUGUGAUACUUAAUUAAAAACUGAGGAGUGACUGAAACCAUACCAUCAACAACUACACUAAGUUUUGAAAGUCUGUCCAAAGUGCAAUAUUUAUGUAUAGUUUAUAUUAUGUAUCACAAGUAUUCCAUAGUACUUGGUGCAACUGCUGAAGGUAAUAUUUAUUUAGUUAAGCUGUGGCUAAGAUAUUUUACUUCUUAGCUGUUAAUAGUUGCAUUACUAUUGUUUUGUUUAUGGCAGAUGUUCCUACAUUAACUGAAAGGGACUUUUGCAUUGUGUUAUGUAAAUAUAAUGACACAAAUAAUGAAUUACACAAAUCAUUCUCUAGUUAGUGUACAGUGAAUUAACUUUUAUACUGCUUUGUUCUAUUUUCAUAUUCU